Messenger RNA from Amblyraja radiata (thorny skate), 3969 nucleotides. Its product is annotated as kynurenine--oxoglutarate transaminase 3. The transcript has 14 exons. Bases 143 to 1486 code for a protein of 447 amino acids. Lineage: Eukaryota; Metazoa; Chordata; Chondrichthyes; Rajiformes; Rajidae. Gene Ontology annotation, biological process: biosynthetic process. Gene Ontology annotation, molecular function: L-kynurenine:2-oxoglutarate transaminase activity; pyridoxal phosphate binding. Gene Ontology annotation, cellular component: mitochondrion; cytoplasm. The record is from RefSeq and is a predicted model, not a curated record.
CCCGCCGGAAGAGGCGUCGCCGCAUCCCCGUCCGCAAAGAAACAGGGCGACCUGUAAAACACAGAAUAAACUAUGAUGUUCAGACGAUGCAAAGAUUGUAAGGGUAUCUUUCUGGUUCCUAUUUACCCAGAAGAUAGCAGAUAUGCUGAGAGCCCCAGCGCACUUGGUCAUCAGAAAUAACACUUUGAUCAACAACAUUUUGAAUAGUCAAAAGAUAAAGAUGUCCCACCACAAAUCUUCUCGCAGAAUUGAAGGAUUGGACAAGAAUGUUUGGGUGGAAUUUACUCAGCUCGCUGCUGACUAUUCUGCUGUCAACCUGGGACAGGGAUUUCCUGACUUCUCGCCUCCAAAUUUUGUAAAAGAAGCUUACACAAAGGCCAUCAAUGGUGGUCUGAACCAGUAUACCAGGGCUUUUGGUCACCCUCCGCUGGUGAAAAUCCUGGCAAAGUUUUUUGGGAAAUUAAUGAGCCAAGACAUUGAUCCAUUCAAUGAGGUGCUCGUGACAAUUGGGGCAUACGAGGCCCUAUUCUGUUUCUUUCAGGCCAUGGUUGAUGAUGGGGAUGAAGUGAUUAUCAUUGAGCCUUACUUUGAUUGUUACGAGCCCAUGGUUCGAAUGGCAGGUGGGCAGCCAGUGUUUAUUUCACUGCGUCCGAAACCAGUAUUUGGAAGGUUAAUGACUAGUGCCGACUGGGUAUUGGAUCCUGUUGAAUUAGCAAAUAAAUUCAACAAACGUACUAAAGCAAUUGUCAUCAACACUCCAAACAACCCUCUUGGCAAGGUCUUGAAAUGUGAAGAAUUGCAGGUGAUCGCAGAGCUCUGUGUAAAACACAAUGCCUUGUGUAUUAGUGAUGAGGUGUAUGAAUGGCUCGUGUAUGAUGCAAAUGAACACAAGCGAAUUGCCAGCAUGCCAGGGAUGUGGGAGCGAACAGUCACUGUUGGAAGUGCAGGAAAAACAUUCAGUGCUACAGGAUGGAAGAUUGGAUGGGCUAUUGGACAUAAAGACAUUAUCAAACACUUACGGACAGUCCAUCAGAACUCGAUAUACCAUUGUACUACUGGACCACAGCAAGCAGUAGCGGAGGGAUUUGAGAAAGAAUUUGAACUUCUGGGAGCACCAGAAAGUUAUUUCAUCAGUUUGCGUAAGGAGUUGCAAUUGAAGCGUGAUCGCCUUGCUGCCUGUCUUGCCUCUGUGGGGUUGAAGCCAAUUAUCCCUGAGGGUGGCUACUUCUUGAUGGCCGACAUCUCAGAAGUCAAUGUUGACCUGCCAGAAUGCACCAAGACCGAGCAGCCAUAUGAUCAUAGGUUUGUGAAGUGGCUCACAAUCAAUAAGGGUUUGGCCACGAUUCCAGUGUCUGCUUUCUACUCAACUGAUAGCAAAAAAGGCUUUCAGAAUUUCAUACGAUUUUGUUUUGUUAAGGAGGAUGCAACGCUAAGCAAGGCUGAAGAUAUCCUACAAGAGUGGAGCAGGACCAGGAAGAUUCAGUGAUUAUCCAAUAAAGUAGAUUAUUAGAAACAAGGAACUACGGAUGCAGGUUUAACUCAGCGGGUCAGGCAACACCUCUGGAGAACCUGGAUAGGUUAUGUUUGGGAUCGGGACCCUUCUUCAGAUAAUACAUUUCUGUAAAUGUAUUACUUACUCUUUCACUUACUGUGAUACUUGUGUUUGUAAUGAAAAGGCCUCUGGUCCACAGUGAUAUUAUCAAUAGAUUAAAAAAUGACCCUAAAUGCUACUUAAAAUUUCUCUUUCUAGCUUUAUUAUCAAAUACUGAUGUCAUGAACAAAAAAAACAUAUGGCCAAAUGGCCCGUAGACUCUGUUCCUCCAUGACUUGGACGUAAAUGUAGACAGGUUGGCUAGUAAGUUUGCAGAUUGUGGUCAUGGAUUGUGAGGAAGCCUGUCAAAGCAUACAACGGGAUAUAGAUCAGCUACAGAAGUGGGCAGAGAAAUGGCAGAUUGAGUUUAAUCCGAGCAAGUGUGAGGUGUUGUCUUUGUCAGGACAAAUGUAAGGGGGAAAUGGCAUGAUCCUUAACAGCAUUGAUAUACAGAGAUAUCUUGGGGUCCAAGUCUGUAACUCCCUGAAAGUGGAAACACAAGUAGAUAGAGUGGUUAAAAAAAAAAUCACAUGAUAGUUUCAGGUGAGAACAAAGUUUAAAGGAGAUGAGUGGGGCAAGUUUAAAAAUAGUUUUUUUAACACAGUGGGUGGUGAGUGUGUAGAACGCAUUGUCAGGGGUUGUGGGGCAGACAGAUACGACAGUAGCAUUUAAGAGGCUUCUGGAUAGGCACAUGGAUAUGCAGGGAAUGGGGGGAUAUUGAUUAAGUGCAGGAUGAUAAGGUUGGUGUUGGCACCAUGUUCAGCACAGGCAUUGUGGGUCGAAAGGACUGUCCUAUGUUCUAAUAGAUUUUUUAAAAUUGCCAUACUUGCAGGAAAAAGACUCUGGAAGUGUAAUUAAUAUUAUUAACAAUUUAAAAAGUAACCACGACAAGCAGGUUACGUCAUGUAGCUUUAAAAAAAAAAAUCCUUGGAAAAUGAAAUAUAAUAACAAUAUCCUUCUGCAACAUACUCAGAAAAUAUAAAAAGCCAGGAAAGUAAUCAUAAAGUUACAUCCUCUGCUUGAUGAAAGCGAAGCUGUUAAACUUCAAAAAUGACAGAUAACUUGACAUUCAUAACAAGUCCAAGCAGUUAUGUCACUCAUCAGAUAUGAAAUAAAAUUCUAUAAAAUCAGGACAAUGGAAUGACCUGCAAUGUUUAAAAGAAAGGCAGGAAAAGAGAACACAUCUUCCUAGUCAUCUGUUUCCCAUUUUCCCUUUUCUCUCAUCAAUCUGCUUUUGAGACCAGCAUCCUGUGCCUUUCUGAAACACAAUGAUCUGAAAUGCACCUUCAUGUUGCUGCAGUUUACAUCUUGGAAAGGAUAUAUCUAUAUGGCCAACUUCAUAUUCAAAAAAAGUUCUGGACUUCUUAGGUACAAUCAUACUCAGGAAUUCAUUAGAAGUGAGAUUUUCAUAAUAUAGUAUUUCAGUAAUUAGACUGGAAUCUUGCUUCUGUGAUGUAUCUCAUAAGAAAGCAAAGAUGCGUUUUUUUUAAUUCUGGCUGAACAUGGUUGCAAAUGUUUCACCUUUGUUUAAGCACUCAUGCUACUCGCAGUUCAUAACUAGAUAUGAUAGGACUGCAAAUGUUUGAUCUGAUCCAUUGUUGUGAUAUCCCUUAGCUCUGCCUAUUGUAUGGCACUUUUGUCGUUUAGCAGGCAAAUAGUCCAGUAUUGCAGUUUCAUUAGGCUAGUGCCUCAUCAUGUUUAGUGUGCCUGGUGCUGCUCUUUUGAACCAUCAAUGAUCUAGGCUUGUUUUUAAUAAUAGACUGAGGAAUAUGCCAAACUUUUUGUUAAUCUGUAUUCAGUCAAUUCAUACAACUGCUUUGGAAGAGUCCUUGCCUGAAGCGUCGCCUAUCCAUUCCCUCCACAGAUGCUAACUGACCCGCUAAGUUACUCCAGAACUUUGCAUUUUGCUCAAAAUUCUAGCAUCUGCGGGUCCUUGUAUCACUGUUUAAUUGCUUGCCCAACCUAAGGAAAUCCUAAAAUGCUUCACAAUUAUUACCAUUGUCAAUACUUUUUUAAAUUAACUCAUACAAAUGUUCUUCAGUUUCUUGUUAGCUUUAAAUGGUAAUGUAAUACUGUAUCAAUUGUAUUUCAAGGCUAUUAUUUGUAAAUCUUUGUAAAUUGGUAAAUAACUAAAAUAACAGAUUUUAAGAUUUCUAUGGUAAUUUGAAGCAUUAAGAUGUCUGUAGAUACUUACCAGAUGCAAGGUCUAAUUUUAACAUCCCCAGAUCUUUUGAUGUAUUUUUAAUUCAAUAAAAAGAGAAGCCCCAUGUAUUGCUGCUGAUUCUAUACAGAAGCAGAGUCAUGGAAGGGUUGACAUGAAUUUGCUUUGAUUUUUAUUAACACAUGAAUUAAUGGCAACAUGCUGAGAACUUCCGUUU